AUGACUAUCUCCCAUUACGGUGUCUGGGCUUGUACCCCUACCAGCUACGAAGCUCAAACCACAGAGGAAGACCCCAAGUCUCCUCACAUCUACCUCCACUUCACCGAUGGUUCCUCUUCUAGCAAGUCACUCGAAGCCGCCAUCAACGUCAAGUCCACUGAUUCAGACUCCCGCCUCGUGUACUGGCUGAACCGCAACUUCACACACCCCGUCACCGAACAGCUAUCCAACCUUGACCUCGGUUUCCACCUCACUUCGUCGCCGAGUAGCAGCAGCGAGAGCAACAAGAGCGAGAGCAACAACCGUCACCGUCACCGUCACCGUCAAGGGCACGUUCGUCGCGACCAGGCCACCCUCCAGGGAUUGGACUUCAUUCGCACAGCAAACCUGGUGGAUAUCAACUCGGGAGAGAUUCUUGGUAGCGAUGGCUCCGACGCUAGCAUUUUGGCCGACCUGGACCCGAUCAUCUCCGAUGCGAUCAACCAGAAGGCGACUGCUUAUAUUUUCGGGUCUUCUUAUGGGUCUGGCAUUCACGAUAUCCACAUGAAUCAGGGUAGUUUGCCGAGUUACGCCAAUGGCAUCUAUGAGGAUGGAGCGCUGUUGUUCAAGUUUGAUGAUGGUCACUGGGAGGCGGUUUUCUUGGCUUUUGCUUCGCAGAAGAUUCCUACCGAUGACCAGGGAGAGUAUGAGGCGAACAGCAAGUCGUUGGCCUCUAUUCUGGGUGCGAGCGAAUAG
This is a messenger RNA of Penicillium odoratum, 735 nucleotides long. RefSeq lists its product as uncharacterized. The transcript has a single exon. The coding region runs from base 1 to 735 and encodes 244 amino acids. The record is from RefSeq and is a predicted model, not a curated record. NCBI's taxonomy places the organism in Eukaryota, Fungi, Ascomycota, Eurotiomycetes, Eurotiales, Aspergillaceae.